UUUUCUGUGUUGAGAAACAUUGCUUGAACUCUCAUUAACUACGCAAUAUAAUAUAGACAUCGUCUUGUCUUUCUCCACCUAAUCUAUGGACAUGACCUCAUGGGAUACUUCCUGUCUUUCAUCUACUCCCCCUUUCCCCCCAAAACUUUCUCCCUCCCUCCCUCUGCUGAGUUGAAGAUGAACUAAGGAAUUAAUCUUUUUUAUUGGGUGUUACAUCAAUUCAUUUACUGGGUUGUGAAAGAAUCUGAGACUCUGAUUUCAGGUAGUUUGUAUUUCUUUCCUAACUCAAAAGGAUGCAAGUGUGCUGUGAUCUUGAAGUGGACGUCAAUGGGCAAGAGAUUUUUAUGGUAGACAAGAGAAUUCUUUCAUCAUUUUCAGGUAGAUUAAACAAAUUAUUCGGUAAAUCCACGGCAUCAAGGAAGAACCUUAAAGUGAUAUUUCAUGACUUGCCAGGAGGGGCAGAGGGUUUUGAACUCACGGCAAGGUUCUGCUACAACAAUGGUCAAAUUGAGAUAACCCCCUUUAACAUAUCCCUUCUACAUUGUGUGGCACAUUUCAUGGAAAUGACUAAAGACAUCUCUGCAACUGACAAUUUGAUUGAACUAACUGAAGAAUUCCUAGAAGGGAUCAGUUACUGGUCUUGGUCUGAACUUCUGGUAGCUUUGAAACAGUGUCAAGAUUUUGUACCAGCAAUUAUUUCUUCUAGUAUUCUUCAGAAAUACUUGGAUUCCCUCAUAGCAAGGGUGGCUGCUCCCGCCAUUGAUGUCUGUCCAUCUGCUUCUUCACCGAACAGCUCUGCUUUCCGGUUUUCUUGCGAUACGGGAAGCACUGAAAGUUUUAAGAAUAGCUACUCUCGGGCAACUUGGUGGUUCGAAGAUCUUGCGAGUUUGAACCACACUUUGAUAGAAAAGGCUCUGAGGGCAAUGGUUGCCCAGAAAUUUGAUCAUGUAAUUCUCAGUAGGUUCCUCUUCUAUUACCAAAAGUCAAGAUAUUCCAAUGCAACAUCCACUGAGAAGUGCAAAAUCACAGAGAUUGUGGUUGAGCUGCUGUUUUUGCUGGACCAUAGCUCUGUUUCUUGCAAGAGCUUAUUUGAGAUUCUUCGGGUAGCUUUGAGAUUGAAUGUGAAGAAAUGUUGCCAGAACAGAUUAGAGAAUAUGAUUGGUUCACAAUUACAUCAGGCUACAGUUGAUAGCCUUCUUAUCCCAUCACCACCUGGUUCAGAUUAUCUUUAUGAUGUGAAUCUGGUACUGAGAUUCUUGAAAUCAUUUCUCAGCAAAGGAGACUGCUGGACAUCAUCAACUAAAUUGAGAAAAGUUGCAAGCUUGAUGGAUUUGUAUAUUGCAGAAGUGGCCCCUGAUUCCUGUGUGAAACCUUCAAAAUUCAUUGCAUUACUAACAGCCCUGCCUGAUACUUCAAGAGAUUCCUAUGAUGGAAUCUACCUAGCCAUGGACAUGUAUCUAGAGGUUCAUCCUAAAUUAUCCAAAGAAGAAAAGACGAAGAUCUGUUGUGCACUGAAUUAUGAGAAGCUCUCAUCGGAAGCUUUCAAACACCUUGCUAGAAAUUCGAAAUUCCCAUCAAGAAUGGCAGACCAAACUCUCAUGCCUCAACAUUCAAACCUCAAAAGCUUGCUCAAAGGCACUGACAAUCUCAAAUGUUUUGUUGACCUACCUUGUAAUUACACUGAGAAGGGAAUUAAGGGGAAGGAAUCUCAGGAUGGUGAGCAAGUUGUGCUUUAUGAAAGGAGGUUUGAUAUUUCAAUGGAGAAUGAGAAACUCAGAGCACAUUUACAAGGAAUGCAAUGGAGGGUGAUGGAACUGGAGAAUGUUUGUAGGAAAAUGGAGGCCCAGAUGGAAAAGUUGAUGAAGUCAAGAUUAAGAUUAGCAAGUCCAAGUAGUACCAAAUCCUUACCCAGGAUGUGUUCAUGAUAUUUUUUCUUUCUUUUUUUGUUUUUUUGCAUUUGUUUCUUAUUUCCAAAUUAUUAGUUGUACAGUAAAAAAAAAAAAUUUUUUGUUUUUUGGGUGGGGGGGGAGGAGUCACUUUAGAAAAGCAAAGAUGAUUGAGAGCAGCUUCUUUAACAGGAAAUGAGAUGAUGGCUGUACAGAUGGAGAGAGCUUAGGUUGUUUUUGUUUCUUUUCAUAUACAUUGAUUCUGUUUACACAGCAUUCCUUUGUGUAUAUGUGUAGUCCCUUUCCCAAGUCACACUCAAAGCAAAGUUAGUGGAGCAAGUUGACAACUGGUCUGUCUCACUACACUGCCUAAAAAG
This is a messenger RNA of Telopea speciosissima, 2263 nucleotides long. Its product is annotated as BTB/POZ domain-containing protein At3g22104-like. The transcript is spliced from 3 exons. Gene Ontology annotation, molecular function: protein binding. The record is from RefSeq and is a predicted model, not a curated record. NCBI's taxonomy places the organism in Eukaryota, Viridiplantae, Streptophyta, Magnoliopsida, Proteales, Proteaceae. The coding region runs from base 294 to 1925 and encodes 543 amino acids.